This is a messenger RNA of Trametes versicolor FP-101664 SS1, 348 nucleotides long. RefSeq names its product ribosomal protein S6. Gene Ontology annotation, molecular function: small ribosomal subunit rRNA binding; structural constituent of ribosome. Gene Ontology annotation, cellular component: mitochondrial small ribosomal subunit; ribosome. The coding region runs from base 1 to 348 and encodes 115 amino acids. NCBI's taxonomy places the organism in Eukaryota, Fungi, Basidiomycota, Agaricomycetes, Polyporales, Polyporaceae. The transcript has 3 exons. Gene Ontology annotation, biological process: translation. The record is from RefSeq and is a predicted model, not a curated record.
AUGCCCUUCUACCAGCUCGUAUGCAUCGCCGCCCACUACCCCGAAUAUAGACACAUCAAGGACCUCGUCACGCGCGCGGCGAGCCACGUCCUGGACAAUGGCGGCGUAGUGCGCAAGCUCGACUCGUGGGGCACGCAGACCCUCCCUCAGCGCAUGCGGAGAGCGAAGGUGUACCACCAGAUUGGAGACUACUGGACGAUGCAGUUUGACGCGUCUCCAACAACCCUCCGCGAACUCAACAACAUCAUGCGACACGACCCCCGAGUCAUUCGCUGGACGGCACUAAAAGUGGGCGAGAAGGUCGACGAUGUGCUCGCACCCGACCAGAAGACGAUCAACCGCGACUGA